Tinamus guttatus (white-throated tinamou) is the source of this 1595-nucleotide messenger RNA. Lineage: Eukaryota; Metazoa; Chordata; Aves; Tinamiformes; Tinamidae. The record is from RefSeq and is a predicted model, not a curated record.
CAGAUAGGGACACAGCGAAGGCAGAGGGAGGCAGAAGGGCCAAUAGCCUCAGACAAGGGAAUCGGUGCAAUCUGGCCCGUGUUUGCGGAUGAUAAUGCGCCUUUCCAAAGCCCUGAUAGACAUGGAGAUGGCCGAUUACAGCGCGGCGCUGGACCCGGCAUAUACCACUCUGGAGUUCGAGAACAUGCAGGUGCUGGCCAUGGGCAGCGACACAUCUCCCUCGGAAGCAGCCAGCCUCAACACCACCAGCAGCAUGGGGGUGAGUGUGCUGUGUGCCAUCUGCGGGGACCGUGCCACAGGGAAGCACUACGGGGCUUCCAGCUGUGAUGGCUGCAAAGGCUUCUUCAGAAGGAGUGUCCGGAAGAACCACAUGUACUCCUGCAGGUUUAACAGGCAGUGUGUAGUAGACAAAGAUAAAAGGAACCAGUGCCGAUACUGCAGACUUAAGAAGUGCUUCCGAGCAGGAAUUGCUGCUCCUGAGCCAAAAUAUUCUCUUGCAGCUGUACAGAAUGAACGGGACCGAAUCAGCACCCGAAGAUCAAGUUAUGAAGAUAGCAGCUUGCCUUCCAUAAACGUAUUGUUGCAGGCAGAAGUCCUGGCCCAACAGAUAUCAUCCCCUGUUCCUGUGAUGAGUGGAGACAUCCGAGGGAAGAAGAUUGCCAACAUCGCAGACGUGUGCGAGUCCAUGAAGCAGCAGCUGCUGGUGCUGGUGGAGUGGGCCAAGUACAUCCCUGCCUUCUGCGAGCUGCCCCUGGACGACCAGGUGGCAUUGCUGCGAGCACACGCAGGUGAACAUCUGUUACUAGGAGCUGCCAAGAGGUCCAUGGUGUUCAAGGAUGUCUUGCUGCUAGGAAAUGACCACAUCAUCCCACGGAACUGCCCCGAGCUGGUGGAGGUGAGCCGCGUGGCCAUGCGCAUUCUGGACGAGCUGGUCCUGCCCUUCCAGGAACUGCAGAUCGAUGAUAACGAGUAUGCCUGCUUGAAAGCCAUCAUCUUCUUCGACCCAGAUGCCAAAGGACUCAGCGACCCCGUGAAGAUCAAGCGGAUGCGGUACCAGGUGCAGGUCAGCCUGGAGGACUAUAUCAACGACCGGCAGUACGACUCACGGGGCCGCUUUGGGGAGCUGCUGCUGCUGCUGCCUGUUCUGCAGAGCAUUACCUGGCAGAUGAUAGAGCAGAUCCAGUUUGUUAAGCUCUUCGGGAUGGCCAAGAUAGACAACCUGCUGCAGGAGAUGCUGCUGGGAGGGUCAUCAAGUGAAACGCCACAUGCUCACCACCCUCUCCACCCUCACCUGAUCCAGGAGAACCUUGGAACAAAUGUCAUUGUGGCCAACACAAUGCCGCCGCAGAUGCACAACGGGCAGAUGUCUACUCCAGAGACUCCACAGCCAUCUCCACCUGCGGGCUCUGGGCCAGAGCAAUACAAGCUGCUGCCUGGAGCCACUGCAACUGUGGCAAAACAGCCCAGCUCCAUCCCACAACCCACCAUCACCAAACAGGAGGUCAUCUAGCAAUCUGCAGAGCAACUGGCCUCUUCAGAAGACUGUGUGGGAGAAAAGCCAGAACUGUCUCUACCACUGUGAAAAGAGAGCCAUA